Molecule: messenger RNA, 1590 nt
Organism: Pararge aegeria (speckled wood butterfly)
Lineage: Eukaryota; Metazoa; Arthropoda; Insecta; Lepidoptera; Nymphalidae
Gene: Fip1
Product: pre-mRNA 3'-end-processing factor FIP1
Exons: 9
Coding region: 1-1491 (496 amino acids)
Cellular component (GO): mRNA cleavage and polyadenylation specificity factor complex
Molecular function (GO): RNA binding
Source: RefSeq, a predicted model, not a curated record
AUGGCAGACGCUGAUGUAGAAACUACUCCCGGGGACGAAAAUGAUGAUAAUUGGCUUUAUGGAGAAUCAACUGCUGAUCGGAUUGAGGGAGAUACAUCUAACGACAAAGCUCAGCUACAACCAAGCGCUGACGACGGAGCCGCAGAUGCAGAGGACAAAGAGCAGGAGGAAGGUGAAGGUGAAGGUGAAGGUGGAGAGGGGAAUGAUGAUUCCCACUUUAAUGAUGUGCACUUUGGUGAAGUGGGCCGCGACAACGCGGAGCCAGCUAACGGGGAUGCUGAUAGCCAGGACAAUGGAGACUCCGACUCUGAUGAUAGUGAUGAUAUUAAAGUUACUAUUGGCGAAAUUAAGUCUGGACCACAGGCAUAUACUGGUAUGAAUAUAAAGCGAGGCGUAGGCCUUGUAGCAACAGGUGGUGAGAAACCUAGUCCGGGACCAGCUGCUGGCGGCAAGGUGACACUGGAGGACCUAGAAGGGCCAGGCAGCAUCAAUGGAGUGCCAGCUCUUGAGUUCAACAUUGAUACCAUUGAGGAUAAGCCAUGGAACAAGCCUGGUGCUGAUAUAUCAGAUUACUUCAACUAUGGCUUCAACGAGGUGACGUGGAGCGCGUACUGCGACCGGCAGCGGCGCAUGCGCGUCAGCGAAGCGGGCGUGAAUAUGCACGCACCGCCGCCACGUGCGCCGCCGCCCGAGCCGCGCCGUCUGCAGGGCCCUCCAAUGAUGAGGCAUGAGGAUAUGAGUGGACCACCAGGAAUGCAGAACAAUAACAGCUAUCAAGCUCGAGAAAACACGAUACAGGUGAUGACGGCCGAGCGGCGCGAGUACGGGCGCGUGCACACGCGAGACGCGCCCCCUCCAGACUACUUCACUGCGCCGCCGCCGCCCGAGCACGCGUACUACCCGCCACAGCACGCGCCCUACGAGGAAACUUGGGCUCACCCGGAGCAAAACAAUUGGGCGCCGACUGAAAUUAAAGAGCUCACGCCCGGUCCUAUGGGUCCUCCUAUGGGGCCUCCUAUGGGUCCGCCAAUGGCAAUGCAAGCGCCAGUAGGACCACCGCACGCCAUGCCACCGGUUCACGUCAUGGGGUCGUCAUACGCGCCUCCUUAUCGCUCGCAUUUACCACCACAUCUACACGAAAGAGAGCGCGACCGAGAAAGGGAAAGAGAUAGAGACCGGGAAAGAGACAAAGAACGCGAUAGAGAUAGACUGAGAGAGCGCGACGACAGGGACCGGAGAGAGAGGGACAGAAGAGAAGAGGAGGAGAGAGACAGAGAGCGCGAUCGUUCUCGUUCUAUUAAACCCGACAGAAUAAGAGAGAAGUCGUACAGGCGUGAACGAUCACGAUCAAGGUCGAGACGCCAUAAGUCGCGUUCGCGAUCGCCGCGACAACGCGACCGCUCCAGAGACCGCGAGAGGUCGCGUGACCGCGAGCGCAUCAUCAAGCCGAAACAAACAAAGGAACCGAAAGAGAAGGACGAAGAAAAAUAAACACGGGCCUUAAGUUGCGAUAACUGCGCUUUAUGUAGUGAUAAGAAUUUUUGAUUUGAACAGUGUUUCCGAUUAUAAAAUAAAUAUUUUAAACACAAA